Molecule: messenger RNA, 1045 nt
Organism: Branchiostoma belcheri (Belcher's lancelet)
Lineage: Eukaryota; Metazoa; Chordata; Leptocardii; Amphioxiformes; Branchiostomatidae
Exons: 5
Coding region: 63-644 (193 amino acids)
Source: RefSeq, a predicted model, not a curated record
UCUGGACAAACCCGAAGUCAAAUGGUUUCACCCACUCACACAAAUAUCAAUGACAAUGUCGAAUGCGGACUUACAUUUCUACACUCCUUGAGAGGGAAGACUUUUGCCUGACAGCUCGCUAUUGUCAGUUGAAGGAGCUAACUAUGGGUAGUGAAAGUGUGGGGGCCAGUUUGAACGAUCUGAAGAACCGCACACAUGCUCUGGUGCAGAGAGUCUACAGAAGGGAUCAGGUACAGCAGUCUCUACAGUAUGCAAAUGAGAACCCCAUUCCGACCAUGUUCCUGGCCCUGGUGGUCGCCAUGGGAACAGUGCCCUUUCUGAUUUUCCUGUUCUUUGUUCUGGGCAGUCUCAUCUUCACCUUCAGCGGCUUCCUGGUGGUGGAAGGAUUUUUGCUGACCACUGCUUGCCUGGUCCUGGCUGGAGUCCUGUCCGGAGCUGCCUUUGUUGCCAUCUUGCUGACCCUGACAGUGUCUGCCACCUGGUUUGUUGUGUCCCACGGUCAUGAAAUGUUCACAACAGUCAGAUCACAUCUUCAGGAUCAUUUCAAAGGAACAGUUGAGACAAUUCCACCUGGUGAAAGUAGCAAACCUCAGCAGGACAAAGAAGAGCAAGAGGAAAAUGAGAAACUGCCCAAUGCUGCAUGAACUUAUGGAUUGUUUCUACCUGAUGUAUCCAAUAACUACAUGUUACUGUAGUUGAGUCAGGUGCCUUAACCUUCCAUAGCUGUCAGCUCAUCCAUGCACCCAAUUUGUAUCGGUUACAUCAUAACUUGGCAGGAGGAAGGUUAAGAAAAGUUGUCAGAGCCAAGUGAGCUGUCUACUGACUUUCAAUUAUAUAUUGUUGCAUGAUGUUUACCAUGUAUUGUCAUUAGCUUUGACUCAAUUUAAGGUUUAGGUUUGACACGGAAAGGCCAGAAGUUUGUGCUUGAAUAUGUUGACGAAAAAAAUUGUUGCAUCAGUUAGGAACUCAUUGUAUUUCUUGCAUGAUCCCCUAACCCACCACUAUGUGUACAUUCCAAUAAAAUAAAUGUUCAAUAUGAACAGUG